This is a messenger RNA of Naegleria lovaniensis, 894 nucleotides long. RefSeq lists its product as uncharacterized. The record is from RefSeq and is a predicted model, not a curated record. The transcript has a single exon. NCBI's taxonomy places the organism in Eukaryota, Heterolobosea, Eutetramitea, Acrasida, Naegleriidae. The coding region runs from base 1 to 894 and encodes 297 amino acids.
AUGACUGCAGUUGCUGGAUUUUCUUUUCAUUCUUCCUUGUGGCUCUUGUUAGGAAUCAUUCAAUAUGUGGCACCUCAUUUGACCGAUUAUGAAAUGGGACUGUCAAAUUUCACAAGUGGUUGUGGUGUGCACAAAAACACAGCAAUCAUGGUCGCUACUCAAUUUUCCUUUUAUUUGGCAUUGAGUGCUUUGGUCUUGAUCAUUUCAUGGUUUUCAGAUCGAGACACGUAUGGUAUCAAGUUGGAAACGUCCAUUGUCACUCUAUUCUUCUUGUUUUCCAUUAGUGGAUAUUUAAUACUUUCUCAAUUUGAGGUGAUUCGAAAUUUAGUCGAUUAUUUUGUUCCGUACGGCCAAUUAAUGGUCAUUUUCACCUUCCUUCAACUAAUCGUCUAUGUCACCAUUCCUGUCGUUUGGUCCAUUUAUCAAUUUUACCAACAACGACAGAAUCAGGAGGAUGUUCCUCUCGAUAACAAAAACUUAGUGGAGAGAAUACUUUCGAAUAAGAAAACAUUUGAUAGUUUAGUCGACUUUAGUAGACGAAGCUAUUGUUCAGAAAAUGUCAUGCUCUACGUGGACAUUAAGAAUUUUAGAAAAGCCACAAAAAGGGAAACCAAAGAACGAAUGUUAAUGCAUAUUUUGAAACAUUACUUGGAACGAGGAUCUCCCCUUGAAAUUAACACUCCACACAUUGACAAGCUUUCAAGUGAAUUGCACGAACUGAUCAAGUCACAAAACACACAAGAAAUUGACUUGUUCAUUGAUCGGCUUUGUGAGCAAUGUAUUCAAAACAUGUAUGACGUCGUACUUCGAUUGCUUUUUUCCAAUGACGAGGUUCGAAAACUUGUGUAUCGCAAAAUUACGGUCGAUGCAGAACAAUUAGAAUUGAAAAUUUAG